Penaeus monodon (black tiger shrimp) is the source of this 3432-nucleotide messenger RNA. RefSeq lists its product as uncharacterized. NCBI's taxonomy places the organism in Eukaryota, Metazoa, Arthropoda, Malacostraca, Decapoda, Penaeidae. Gene Ontology annotation, molecular function: DNA binding. The record is from RefSeq and is a predicted model, not a curated record.
AAACAUAGCAAGACAUUCACCCGGGUUUGACGGAGUCUCAACGGAUUUGCCAGCUCACCCAGUACAAAACAGUAUAGAAAACAUUGUAACAGGAAUCACAACACCAGCAGCAGAGACAAAGCCACUCGGUAGAAAAAGAAGGAGAAACUAAGACAUGGCAACAUUCCAUGCGAUUCAGGCCCGAAGCGGCGCAAUUGAGAAGAGUUGGAAUGCAUUCUUGAAAUUUAUGCAGUCCAUAGAUACCACAACACCCAAAAGGCCUUGGUCAGAGGGUAACAUUUCUGAAGUCAAGAGGACCCGCAGGAAAAAGAAUCCUGGACCAACAGAAGAAUUAUUUGCUCCACUAAAGCAUGGAUGGAUUCGAGAAAUUGUAACUCGCCAUAUAUCCAGUCAUGCAAAACAGGAUGUAUAUUAUCAUCCACCAUAUGGCAAGAAGCUGCGAUCAUUAGUGGAAAUUGGAAAGUACUUGAAUCAAGAAAACAUGACUGCUUUGCUGACAGUGGACAACUUCACCUUCUUUGCGGAACCUCUAGGUUAUGGAGAGCCCUUCGAAGUCACCCGAGGAGCAAUUAUGAGGUCACCAUUUGCCUCAAAAACAAAUGGUAGUCCCAAAAAGGAACCAAAUUUGACUCCAAAGAAAGGAUAUCACAUAACGAAAUCAAAACCUACACCAAAAACCAAAACGAAACCCAAGACAAAGGCUAAAUCAGCCAAGCAAAAGUCAGUGGAGAAAGUGGCUAAACCAGCUCAGGUGGCAGAAUCUUCUGAUGAAGAAUAUCAAGUGAUCACAGAAAUUGCAGAAAGCGAUGAGAGUGUAGCCUUACAUUUAGCAGAGACUGACACUUUGGAAAUUGGUCACCAGGCUGAAGCAGUAGUUAAAAAUACUGAAGUACAAAUCAAGAAGAAAAUAACACAUGGCAGUAGACAAGGAAAUAUGUUUAGUAGUCCAGAAAGAAAUUAUCUUUACCAGGAAAUAAAAAAUGCAAAGUGCAGUGCCAGUACUCAGAGUAUGGUGGUUGCUCCUGGUAGUGUCAUUGAGAGCUAUAUUACCAGAACUGGAAGCCCCAAACGAAUCAGGAUAACAGCUGAAAACAAGAAUGGAAAUAGCUCAAUGAACAAGAAGAUGGCAGAGCAUUUCCAAAAUGUACAAAAGCCAGUAGACUCUCCCCAGGAAGAUCAACUAUCACCAAAGGAAAAUCAUUCCCUAAAGGUUAAUGAAACACAUGAAGAAGAACAUAGUAACCAGCAUGAAACAGAAGAAAUUAGUAGGAGUAGGCAUAAUAAUUAUAUUUCCCUCAGCCCUCUGGGUAUAAGUGUUAGAGAUGAACAUAACGAGGUUAGUGAAACAGCAGCUCAUAAAAUAUCAAAAACAAAGAGAAUAGAGAAGAAUAUGAAUGGUACACAGUUAACAGGAAAGGAGAAGCUAGGUGUCCCAAACGAACAAAUAAAUAAAGAAAAAACUUUGCCCAGCGAAGUAUUGUUUGUAGCAUCAGGAAUCCUAGAAAACUUUGAGGAAGACCAUGCUAAAGCAACAGAACUUUCAAGUAACACUUUGUCAACGAUCUUACCUACAUUGCAUAUUAAAGAAGAGCCAGUAGAAAAUGAGUUCCUUCCUGUCAUAUCCAGUGUAAAAAGUGGGAAGGAAGUAGAAGAAAUGUUAGAGACUUCUGAGGAGCCCAUCAGACUGUGGCUUGAUCAAAUUCCAAAUCCACAGAAAGCACAAAGAGGAACAGCAAUUGGAGCUCAGCCAAGAAGUGCUAACAGUUACCCAGAAACAAAUGGGCAAAAGACAGAUAAGACAACAGUAGUUUCUAGAAUACAGCUUAAAACAAAUUUUCUAGGCUCAACCAAUAUUGUUAAAGAACAAAAUUUUGUUCCACAGAAUGACCAAUCUACACCAACAGUACCAUUCCGGGUUAGUUCUAUAAAAAAAAGCAAUGACUUAUCCUCCAAAAAAAAUCCAAAUAAAAAUUGUGUAACCCAAACUAAAGUAAGGAAACCGAUACCGCCUUUGGUAGCUCUUCCAGUGCCAAUGUCAGAAAUGUACAACGCAUUCAUGAAUGUUAAACCACAAAACAGUCACUCGUUAUUGAGGAAUUUAAAUUUGCAGUUUCAGGGACCUAGCUCUAUGCAGAACCCAGCCACUACUUCUGACUCCAUGCAGAAUCCAGUCACUAUUACAGAUUCUAUGCAGAAUGUAGUUACUACUUGUGAGGUUCCAAGGCCAUCUUCAGCGAAAAAAAACAGAAUUACAGCUGUCACUUCUAAUGAGUCAGAUGCACAAGAGGGAGAAUUUUAUAGGGAACUUUUAACUCAAAAAAAAACAGAAGGAAAUCAUAUAAAUCAUAAAAUUCCUAUCAACUCCAAGUUUGCCCAGCUAAUAACCAUCAAGAGCAAACAGUCUGCCACGUUGCCAUUAAAUCCAAACCAACCCGGCACAGCAGAUACACAGGUACAACAAACGCAUCUGAAUUCCUUUGCUCAUGUUCCUGGAACCUCUGUUGCAUCUAGGAUUUAUCCCUCAUUAGCUUCAUUUACUCCUCAAAUAGUCAUCAAUGCUAAACAACCUCCAGAUCCUCAGUCUGCCUCCUUCCUGUUGAAACCAAAUCAUUCAGAUGCAGCAUAUUUACAGCUUUCUAACACACCUCUGCACUCUGUUGCUUCUCGUGUGCCUGGAAAUCCAGUUGUUUCUUUGCCUUCAUUUUCUCCUCUAGCUAUCAGCACAAAACCACCUCCAAUCUCUCACUCAGCCAACCUACCACUAAAUCCAAACAAGUCACAUGCAGCUGAUAAACAAGCACGUUACACGCCACUGUACUCAUUGGACCCCAAUAAACCAGUGACUUCUGUUGCUUAUCAGGUUUGUCACUCACCGCCUUCAUUUACUCAGCAUAUACAAACACAGACUGAAACUUCUCCUGUAGUUAAUCAUAAAUCAGCAAGGAGAAAAAGUGUGAAUCAUGGUAACCCAACAUGAAAAGAGUAGUGUAGGUUGCAGUAUCUCAGGGCAUUUACUUUUAAAUUCAUACUGAUAUUUAUCAUGUUUUGACACCUUGGAAAGAAAAUGACUUAUUUAAUGCAGAUAAUAAUUGUGGCUUACAACUGUAGAAGCCUUUUCCAUGAAAGGGAGUUAUUGAGUGUAAAUAAUCACCCUAUUAUAUUUUCUUAAAUCAAACUUAGUUAUUUAAACAACUUGGGCAAUUUCUGUGUAAUAUUCCUUGCAUCUUUCAUUGUUCAUUGGCUAAGAUUCUCUUGCCCAAUGUUCACUCUUCUGUAAAAACAAUUCUGUUGAAUUGUGGAGCUUCAGUUUUAGUUUCAACUUAUACCAUCCAAGGUUAACAACUAUCUUUUUGUUUUGUUUUUUUGUUAACUGAAAGUUGUUUAGUUAUUUCAGAUGUUUUAGGAAUGCUAAUAGAUCUGAAAUAACUAAAA